This is a messenger RNA of Lathyrus oleraceus (garden pea), 1578 nucleotides long. RefSeq names its product purine permease 3. Gene Ontology annotation, molecular function: purine nucleoside transmembrane transporter activity. The record is from RefSeq and is a predicted model, not a curated record. The transcript is spliced from 2 exons. Gene Ontology annotation, cellular component: membrane. Lineage: Eukaryota; Viridiplantae; Streptophyta; Magnoliopsida; Fabales; Fabaceae. The coding region runs from base 129 to 1241 and encodes 370 amino acids.
AUGUUAUAGUAAAAUACUCCAUAAAAGUGUAUAUAUUGUCUCCUAGUGUAUAUAUUAAGUUUCAUUGUUCGUUUCGUUGUUGCAAGAAAACUCACACAAACCAAACCAGUGACAGAACAAACUCACACAUGGCAGAAGAAAAGAAUCAAGAACGGAAAGAUAGAAAGAUGAAGAGAAUUCUUCUCACAAUUAACUGUUUAUUAUUAGCCUUAGGAAACUCCGGUGGUCCCCUCAUAAUGCGUCUCUACUUCAUCCACGGCGGCCACCGCGUCUGGCUAUCCAGUUUCCUCGAAACCGCCGGUUUCCCUGUAAUGAUCCUCCCCCUCACAAUCUCAUACAUCAACCGCCGCCGUCUGCAUCUAAAUCCACCACCAUCAACCACCACCGAACCCGCCGCAAAGCUGAAAAUAAUCUCCAUGAAACCUCCUCUCUUCUUCGCCGUAGCUGUCAUCGGAAUCCUCACCGGCCUCGACGACUAUCUCUACGCGUACGGCGUUGCUCGGCUUCCAGUUUCCACUUCCGCGUUAAUAAUCGCUUCGCAGCUUGGUUUCACCGCGGUUUUCGCUUUUCUUCUUGUGAAACAGAAAUUCACCGCUUUCUCGAUAAACGCCGUCGUGUUGCUUACAGUUGGAGCGGGAGUUUUGGCUAUGCAUACCUCUGGAGACCGACCUGCCGGUGUUUCUACGAGGCAAUAUGUUAUCGGUUUUCUCACUACUCUUGCUGCUUCUGCAUUAUAUGGAUUUGUUUUGCCUUCAAUUGAAUUGAUUUAUAAAAAAACCAAACAAAACCUCACUUAUUCUCUUGUUAUGGAAAUUCAGUUCGUUAUGUGUUUAUUUGCUACUCUCUUCUGUGCCGUCGGCAUGAUUGCAAAUAACGACUUUAAGGUGAUUCCGAAGGAGGCUAGGAAUUUUGAAUUGGGGGAAAAGACUUACUAUGUGGUGUUGGUGAUGAGUGCAAUGUUAUGGCAAGCGUUUUUCUUGGGAGCAAUUGGGGUUAUUUUUUGUGGUUCAUCUUUAUUGUCUGGAAUUUUAAUUGCUGUAUUUUUGCCGGUAACUGAAGUUUUGGCGGUAAUUUUCUAUAAAGAGAGAUUUCAAGCUGAGAAAGCGGUUUCUCUUGUACUUUCUCUCUGGGGUUUUGUGUCUUAUUUCUAUGGUGAGAUUAAACAAGAUAAGGAAAAGAAGAAAAAACUUGCUAUGGAGACAGAGAUGGGGCAUAGUCUUGAAGUACUACCUGCUCCAUGAUUGCUAUACAGGUUAUAGUUGUAGAAAUGUGUGAUUUGUGUGUGACUUAAGCGAAAUGCUUUAAUUGAUAAUUGAAUGUUUUUUUAAUGGAAAAAAGGAUAUGCAAGUGUGAACUUAUAGUCAAAUAAAUUUUGAGUAGUUUAUAACUGUUUUUAGGAAAAUAGUGCUACUAAAGAGUGCUUUAAGAGAUUGUUUAAUAGUUUAAGAUGAUACUCCUUCCAAAAGACGACGGAUCUACAUGGGGUCGCGGAUAUAGAGAUAUGUACAUGUAAAUACGUAAUGUCUUGAUGUAAAGCUAUGUUUACUUUUAAUAUGUUAUUUAUUAAUAAUUUGUUGA